Megachile rotundata (alfalfa leafcutting bee) is the source of this 15715-nucleotide messenger RNA. RefSeq lists its product as uncharacterized. The record is from RefSeq and is a predicted model, not a curated record. NCBI's taxonomy places the organism in Eukaryota, Metazoa, Arthropoda, Insecta, Hymenoptera, Megachilidae. Gene Ontology annotation, biological process: positive regulation of transcription by RNA polymerase II. Gene Ontology annotation, cellular component: nucleus.
AUUACAUAUUUGACGUCUACAUUCUGUAAUUCUUCAUUUCCGGUAAACUCAAACUAAACCGGAAACUUAAGGAUCAUAUAAUAUUCGGUCACUUAAUCACGUAAUUACUUCUUUAUUCAAAUACUGCAGAUACAUUAACAUACGGUAACAAUCCUAUUAUUUUAUUAGAAUUAAAUAUUAUAGUUAAAAUUAGGAUCAUGAUUCAGUGCAUCUGGAAGUCAUUUCUGUCAGUGUACGUUAUGUUAAGUUACCGAUACAGAGAGCCGAUAUAUACCAUACAAAAGUUACUAGCUUCCUAAUCAUGUGAGCAUCUUUCCAUUCUGAAAGAUAAUACGACUCACAAAUUCAUGAUUAUCGAAAUGCAAAAGCGAAAAUUACGUCGGAUAUUUUUGUGCAAUAUUAUUCGGCCGCCAUGUUUAUUACGUGCUGCUAUCUGCCGAUGAUUUUGAGCAUCACGCUUGUGGCGCCAUCUACUUCCUUUCCCUAGGAAUCAUGAAACCACGUACGGUUGUUCACGCAGUAAAAUGUGACAAGAGAAAUGUCUUUUGAGGACGUUUCUUGUCCAUUCUACUGAACCGUUCGCAAGUAAUGCGUUCAGGAAUUAGCGAAACACGUUUAUAGGAUCCGGAAUGUACGGGCACUGAACAAGUUUAAUGGUGCAAGAACCACGUGUUCAAGGAGAGUUAAUUGGAUAUUUCACUGUGAAUCCUUGCAACGUGCGGUACAUUCAUAUCGUUGCGUACCUCGAAUUUAGUGAGAAACUGUGGACUUAAAAGAUCGCGGACAUGUUUACUUGUUGGCUGUGUUGUCGCCUGUGAUUUUUACCUUAGACUUAUUUCUCGGUUAGUGUAUAUUAGAGUGCUAAAUAACCUUCGAUUACUCGAAUGUUAUCGUUAUUACCGAGAAUCGUGUCUUUAAAAGAACAUUGUUAUAAAAGAAAAGGUUCUUUCGGUUGAAUAAUGUAACUCGAUCGUGUAAGUUCAUCGAUGAUGUUCACUGCGCAUACGCAUUACAGUUUGUACACGUGGAAACAUUAUAAAGUUAAUAACUGACGUUCGUUUUAAUUAAUCGUCAAUUUUCUGUCUGGAUCACGCGGUCAUAUUUUGAGAGAUGUUUUUUUAUUAAUGAAAAAUAGAGGCGCGUUUGCAGCGAUUCUUAGUUUAAAAAGUGAUCGCAAGUGAAGUUGUGAACACUUCAAGAGGAGUUCAGCAACUGUGAAGCCCAUGAAGCAUCGAUGUGAUACAAAUUAAUUCUCUUUCAUCGUGUAUUAUAACGUUGUCAAAGGUAUUUGAUAUACAACGAACAAGAUGGACGAGUACGACAAGAAAUUCGCUGAGAUGCAAAAGUACAUUCCGUUUUUGGAAGCGAUGAUAGAACGAUUAAAAAACGUUAAGGACAAAUCGCGGGAAGUACAACUGCAAAAAAUGCAAAGCCUUCACGGGAUUCUGUCGAACAGUAAGAGAAAGCUGAAGAUCGAGACGUUGCAGCGAUGCGAAGAUGUACUCCAGAAGUUGCACAACAAAGUAGAAAAGUUUCAGGGAAAUACACCUGGAUUACAUUUUCCGAAUAAGAAAAAUGAAGCGAACUCAGCGCAGACCUCAACUGCAAUGGAAGGAAAGUCUCAGCCUGUGGAGGAGACAAUGGAAGACAAGGAGAUCCACGAGACACCUGCUAGCCCAAGUCCCCCAGUUAGCCCCGACUCGGGUUCUCAAGUAGAGCCGAUAAUAAUACCCACCGAGCGCAAGGUGGAGUUCGACAAACCUGCCUCCCCUGACCCGAUAGAGACAUUGCCAACUAAAGCGCCGAUUAUCAUACCAACCGAACGGACCAGUAACGAUCUCAGCCUCUCCCCCAGUUCCCAGCGUUCGAGCAAAAAUGUGGACGACGUUUCGUUCGUCGAAUGGGACAUGCUCGAAGGGAACGAAAGUCAGAUCGGGAGAACUAAAAAUUGGCAGGGUAUCGUUACUUCCGGCCACGAUGUAGCUUCAGGGAUGAAAUUAGGGAGUAGCGACGGGAGACCUCAUGUACCGAUAUCGAUGCAUUCUACUCGGCACAUACCAACGAUACCGGUUCCUUCUUUGGGUGGUUCCAGAAGGUUGUCGUCCAUAUUGGAGAAGACUAGGUUAGCAGGAGGGAAUUUGGAGUCGGAGUCGAGGCCAGAGUCACCGAUGAGCGUGUCGGAUACUAGACUCAAGUCUCCAGACUCGGAGAUUUUGUAUUCGAAGCAUGGUAAGAACACGUCUCCAAGGUUGAAGGAGGCAAGACCUUCUAAGCCUUCGGUACCGUUGUUGCUCUCCCCGCCUCCGGUUUCCACGGAGCCUCCGUUGUCCAUGGAAGACUUGGCGGAGUUGUUGAACGAGGAAGACGAUAACAAGUUAGAGAAAAAGGGAGACGCGGUCAAAUUGAAAAAGGACAAGUCAGAAUUAAAUGCCUUAAACAAGGACUCAAAGCAGUCGAAACCUUUCCUGUUAUCGCAGGAGGAUAUCGAUAGCGAGAGCGAGAGGCGUUGGGAGGAGAUCGAUAAACAUAUAGUCAAACUGACUAGUAGAAAAUGUCUAUCCACCGGUGUCCCGGCGAAAGGCGAGACUUUAAAGUUAAACGAAAUCAAGGGACCAUCGCCAGUUAGUUUAGGACAUAACACAGGAUCCUUAGAUAGUAGAAACCGGCCUUCGUCGCCUGGAUCUAAAGUCGAGCCCCGUUUCGCGGACAAUUACGAGCGACAUCCUCGUCGACUGAUCGACGACGAUAUACCUAAUCCAUUACACCCCGCGAACACCGCCAAGUCGGAUAACAGUCUGUUAUACCAAAGGCGUCAGGGAAACGUUGGUCCCGAAAUGGUGCCACCUAGGAUAGAGACGGAGUUCAGGACAGAAGGUCCCGAGUACUUCAACAGACAAGUACCGAACCCCGGCCACUGGCCUCCCAUGCACCCUCCCGUGAACACGAACGAGUUCUGCAACAACCAGUGGCCCCAGACCUCAAACUUCAGCGGUAUGCCAAACUCUCCCGCGCAGUCGUACCAGCACCCAAUGGGAAUGCAUCAAGAGAUGUGGAACGUGGGCGCAGGCAGCGCCGCGAUUCACAUAGAUCCUCACCAAAUGAACGAAGGUCAACUCAGGCCUAAUCAGUUUCCUUCCAACAUGAACACAGGAAUUAGGCCACUGAUGAGUCCGACUACUCGUCCUCAGGACAUGAACCACAUUCCACGACCCGAAGAUCUACCCCCCGUCGACGUACCUAAUGUGCCAAACAUACAGCCUUUAAUAUCACCCACGAGGUUCCCCGUUGGCCCGCAGUAUAGAAAUUUCCCUGGUGAAAACAGACCGUACGACCCGUCUUUCGACAGAGGCCAUCCGAGGCAGUCCUGGGACUCCCCAGCUAAUCGACCGAACGAAGUGCCCUAUAGACAGGAAAACGAAGUUCCUUGCAACGUGAUAGGCCCAACGGACGGUCCUACAGGACCGUUUCCGAGGCCCAGUACGCCGUGUCCCUGGAACAGGGACAGAGACCGGGGUGGUGGCAGAGGUCGCAACUAUUAUAACGAUAGGAGUAGAGCGGAACCGAGGAACAAUUUUAACCGCGAUUCUCGUAGGCCUGAGUGGGCCAAUCACAACGAGUGGGAUAAUAGCAACCGUUUCGGUAGGGACGCUAGAAAUAUAUCCGACCGCGACCCAAGGGUUCGUGCGGAGCACAAUACAAUGAACCAGAGCCCCAACCAGCCGAGGGACAAUGUUACUUCGGUGAGGGACCCUCGAUUGGCGAAGGACAAACACUUCCCACCUGCCAAGAAUAAGGACAGUACUUUUAACGAAAGGAACUCGCGGAAACGUCCGACUGCGCCGGUGUUCCCGACAUCCUCGUUCCGGAAAUCGAAGGAGAAAUUGAAGUCCCCUCCGAAACCGGUCGAGGGUCAUAGGCGAACGGAUGCAGAGAAUUCUGGAAAACAGGACAAAUCGAGUAAAGAGAAAAUGCAGUCGCCCUUGGAGACUCUGUACGGAGUUAUCGACACGAAAGCGAAGUCCGCGCAAGGUUAUUGUUUGCAGAAUUUCAAAAUCCCGAAAAUUAAACGUAACGAGUCGCUAGAGUCGCCGACCUCGAGCCACGUUUCUGAAGAGGCGAAGAGCGAGUGCGAUAAAGAAAGCAAAGCGAUCAAGAGGGAUAAGGAUGACGCUACGGCGGAAGUGAGCAGCAGCAGCGACGGAAACAUACAAUCGGAGAACUGGAACGACAGUAGCGAUAUCAGUGACAAGAAGGAGGAUCCAAAGGAGGAGUCUUCUGCGACCGUGGAAGAUAAGAGCGAUUCAAAUAUCGCAGAGUCAGAUUCCAUUAGUACAACAUGUCCGAAAACUGCUGAGAGCGCAGAGAAAAAGAAGGAGGACGCGGAAUCGGAGGGGCCGAAAUCGAAGGAUGAAGUGACGCAAGAAUGGAUCGAGGCUUUGAUCAGAAAGUCCUUCGAAUUUGGCGAGGGAAAGAAGUUCGUGGAGCAAGCGAAGUUCAUGCAGAAACUGGGAGAAGUACUGCAGGCGAAGAAGUUGAAGAAGAUUAAAAAAAUUAUCGAGUCCGAAUCGGAGAGUAGUAGUUCCGACAAGGACGAUGCUCCUGACACGAAAAAGGUGUUGACGAAGAAGAAACGACGAGUGAUCGUUUCGGAUAGCUCGGACGAAGAGUCCCUUGCUGAAAGAUUGGAUAUCUUGAAAGCGAAGAGUAAAGAGAAUGAGAGUGUUGAUGAUCAGAAAGAGGAAGUGGAUAAAAAGCCUGAGAAAGUAUCUACCGAAUCCUCUGAUGUUCAGCCUAAAAGCGAAAUCGUGGAACAGGCGGUAGUUAAAGAUGAGGUUCAAGUGAAAGACGAAACCAAAGAGAACACGGUAAGCGCAGAGAAAGUGGAGGAUACACUAGAUACUAAGGACUCCGUUAAAGAUGAAUCGUUGGAGGACAAAGAUAGACCCAAAACACCCAAAGCGAAAGCAAAGAGGAGAAAUUCUCUGGAAAUGUUACAGGAGGAUAUAAGGGAGAUGUUCAUCUGCGAUGGCGUUGUGGCUGCAACCGGUCAUCGACUCUGUCGAACGCAGAAAGAGCAAACUCAGCCUAACUCUGUUCCAUCCACUUCCAGUCCAAGUACGCCAACCACAAAGAAAGACGAGUCAAGUAAACCGGACGCAGAGUCAGAUACUGAGGAAGCAUUGGAUGCGUCCAAGCAAAAGAAGAAGUCUCGUACGUCGGAGGAAUUAAAUAAGUCAAAGAGCAAAUCUAAGAAAGACACGAAGAGAGUCACUCGACAGUGUAUCAAACAGUAUCCGAGCUCGGACAGCGAGGAGGAUCAGCCACUUGCUUUUAGAACGGAACUUAUUCAAAAUGUGAACAUGUUGUCCAACCAGGACUCUCGUAGCGACGACUCCGACAUGUUGCGAAGAAGUAAACGAAUUGUUAACAAGGAAACGAUCAAAGAACCACGCGUGGUCGUCGAAAAAACAGAUAUAUCCAAGCUGGAUAACUCUAAAGUAAUGUUCGACAGCUCGUCUGAUGAGAGUUUUGGCAUAGAUGUUUCAGAGUUAGCUGCAGCUGUAGACAUUUCCCUUCAUCCUGAUAAACAAGUAGAGUCGGAAACGCCAGAGACAACUGAGAAGAAAAAAUCUAAUCAGAGUGCGUCUAAGAAGGCCGCAAAGAAGAAGGGAAAUGAAUCAGUUACUGAAAGCAAGGUGGAUGAUCAGUUUAGUGACGAGGAAAGUAUUGUUUCUGAUAUUUCCAUGUCUAGCAGUGUCGCUUCAGGAAAGAAAGCGAACGAUGCAGCGCAGAUAGAAUCUAACGCUAAUGAGGAGUUGCUGAGUAAUAUUCUGGUGGGGCUAGUACCUUCAAAGAGCGAUACGGAUAAGGAUACAUCCGUGGCAAGCAAAGGAAGCGACGUAGACCUUGAUGACUUGCCAGCUGGAUUGUCGCCUGAUAUGAUUACCAAGAAGGUUUAUGCGAAGAAGAAGAAAAAGAAAUGCAAUUGGCGGAUGGGAAUUCUGUCGAAGAAAAAGAGGAAGAGGACGCCUGCAGCUUCUAACAAAGCUGACACUGAUCUCAAUAGUAGUAGUGAGUUAGGUUCAAUAAAAGCAGAUGCUUCUUCACCAUCAGAAGACAAGGUUAGUGAGGUCAGUUCGUUGAAUGAUACUCAGGGUAACUCUGAGAAGCUUGAGAAUACCAGUCAGAUUUCUGAUGAUGAUGUGAAAGAUCAAAAAGUGGAACAGCCUCCUGUAUCAGUGGACUUAACAGAGAAAAAGAAAGCUCUCAAACCUACCAAUGUGAAGGAACCAGAAAAGAAAGAUGUGAAAGAGAAAGCUAAAGAGUUGGAUAGGUCACUUCUAGAUUUAGAUGUGAAUAAGUUGAUAUAUUAUGCGUGGUCAGGGAAAGAACGGUACAAAUGUUUACUUUGUUUUUUCACUGGCAAGAACAUAGUUCAUCAUUACAAGUUGAGUCAUCCUGGGAAAGAAAUUCUGAUCUCUAGAUUGCAAACAUCAGAUGCUCGGGUAGCCAUUCAAGAAGCUAAAGAUACUAAUAUGGAGGCAAAGUCCUCAAAACCUUUGACUGAAGAAAUUUACAAAUUUCGUUGCAGGAUUUGUUCUUUCUUAACUGAAGGUGCUGCAAAGGUUGCUAUGGAAGCAUUUUAUGAGCACUGCACUACUCACACUGGAGAGUACAGAUUUCGCUGCAACAGUUGUCCUUAUCAGGCAGUAGCCAAGUCUUCUAUGAGAACUCAUUACUACAAGGUGUGUCGACGAUUUAAGGACACGUUCGCUGAAGCAAUAACUGAAGAUGAUAUACCUGAGAAGAAUGGGAUUUAUGGUUACUUGUGUUCAAAGUGUAAUUUCAUUCAAUUGAAACGGUUUAAUGUAGAGGAGCAUGCCAAAUUUUGGCACAAAGACGUUCCAUAUGUAGAUAUUAUAAUGAUUAACAUGUCUUUGGAUACAGUUCAGGAAGAACCUAGUAGUAAAAUAGACGUAGCGGCUGGAAAAAUAAAAGAAGAAGUACCUCAACCGAGUUUGGAGAAGUUGGAAGAGCCUGUGAAUGAUCCUGUAUCUUCUGUUGAUGAAAACGACGUUGCAAAUAAGAUAGAAACAGUGAAAGAUGAUAAAGCUGCUCCUGCAGAAAAGAAAAAGGAUGAAGCAGAAAUGAAAUCACAAAAGGAGGAAGACAACUCUGAAGUUGAUGAUGGUAAAAAGAAGAAAACAACUCAAGAAGAUGCAGAUUCAAGCUUAUCAACUGGAAAUCUAAGCGUUUUCGUUUGUCCACCAGAGUUGGAAAAGAAAGAAGUGGAGAUUCAAUUGGAACGGAAGAGGAAAAUGCAGGAGAUCAUUCAGAAUAUUGGUAUCAAAUUGCAGAAGGAUGCAUCUAAGAAAGGUCUUUCCAUUAUAGACAAAUUGAAAGAUAAAAUGAAAACCAAUUUACUAGCUGAAAAUAAUGAGAUUGCUAGUAGUGAAAGUCCAGAAUCUUCUAGUAAAACUCCUACCACUUUUCUGAAUUCACCAAUUCAGUGUGAAAAAAGUAGCACUGAAUUGCUUCCUACCUCCAAAAUAUUAGAAGCUUCCUCAGAGAAUUCAGAAGUAAAUACAGUGCCUCAAGAAACCUGCACUGAUGUGCAGGCUGAGAAUUCUGUUUUGAAGACAAGUCUACCAAAUACUGAAGAUUCUCAGCCCACAUCUGAAGCAGCACAAACUGAUUCCAAAGCUGCAGAUCCUUCAACAGGAUUGGGUCAGAAAAAGAAUGAUGAAAGUGAUGUAGAAACCAGUGAUAAUGAAAACAGGAGUUCAGCUCCUAUUUAUGAGUCUGACUCAAGCAGCGAACAGUCUGACAGCGAACCAUCCACAGAUGUAAAUAUGAUCCUGAAAGAAACUUCUAGCAUUGGUGCAUCCUCCAAGGAUCCAAUGCUAACAACUAUUCAGAGGCUUGCUGCUCAGCUACAGGCUACAAAACCACUUGAUGCUAACAAAGAGAAGUCGCAAUCUGAAGAACCUAAAAGAGCAUUUUCAAUUGUUUCUAUUCCCAAACCACCAGAUGUGGUGCCUAUUGCUAGCAUCAAAAAGUUUGUUGGAAAAUUAGAAAAUAAAUUCCAUGAAAUUUCGCGAGAAACGCAAGGUGAUAGCAAUCAACCUAAGAACUUUAUUAGAUUGAGACGUUUGAGUGGAGAUAUGUUGUCAAUACCUACACAGUCUCCAGGUACCCAAGAAGAUGUGUCUACUUCACAAAGCAAUGGAAGUCAAUCGAGUACUCCAGUUACUACAGAAAGUAUAUUAAAUCCAGAGAAAGAAGAGGAGUGUUCAUUUUUGAAAAUUGAAAAUGUAGUUAGUCUUGCACCAAGAGCUGAUAACGAUGAAAAUCCUAUUAUAAAUGAUAUAAGGAAAGCAGUUGAAAUCUCGCCAAUAAAAAGUCAAGGUGUAUCUGUACUGAAAAAGUCCAAUUCACCUUUUAUUUUAAAGAGACUUAACGCAGUAGCCAUUACACAACCUUUAAAUAUGCCUGCUACAACAGAAACCGUGAAAUUAAUUCCAGUAAAAAGUCUGUCUCCGACUCCGGUUUCUGUCACAGCUGCUCAUCGUGGUGCUACUUUCAUUCCUAUUGCUCCAAAGACAAAGAAAAUCAUUGCAGUAAACAACAAGUUGCCUUUCCCUCUCUCUGGAAAUAAGACCACAGUCAUGACGCCAACUACUACGCGCACUGUGACUGUUGGAGGAUCUCCACAGUCACCGAAUUUGAACUAUAAAAUUGUCAAAGUAGUUCGAACACCCACGGUACUGAAAUCGGCUGAGUCCACCGUUUCAAGUACUACCGUAGUUAAAUUAAAAUCCGUAGACGCUUAUAACGCAAUGUUGAAAAGGACUAAAUUAGCUCAGUUAUACAAAUGCAUGGAACGUGAUUGUCGCUUUACGACUGAUGUGUUGGCACAAUAUCAACAACAUUAUCUUCAGCAUACUAAUGAGGCUGAAAAGAAAAAGGGGUCACAACCUGAUUAUCAGAAAUGUGCUUAUUGUUAUAUGGUACUGGAGAAUUGGAAUCAGAUGAAAGUGCAUAUGGAGGACAAACAUGCUCACUGUCGUUACCAAUGUAGCUUUUGUUUUUAUCGAGCUAUCGUUCCUUCUUACGUGCAAGUACAUCAGUUAACAGCUCAUCCUGGUAAACAUGGAAUUUUACUUGGCAAAUUAUUAAAGGAAUUGCCAACGAGAGAAGAGGUCAAUCGGCAUGACUUUAUACAUCCUUACAUGUGCCAGCAUGAUUGCAGCAAGUUUUUUUAUGUUCCUGAGUCUUUUAUGGCGCACUUAAAAAAUAAACAUGCAUCGGUUCUCUCCACAUUUAAGUGCCAUGUGUGCCGUGUUACGUGUCUAAAAGUUGAACAGUUGAUGAUGCAUUAUAAGAUGCAUGGAUUUUACAAGUAUCAAUGCCUUUAUUGCUUGAACGGUUCGGAUACCAUUAAUGAAAUGCACAAUCAUUUAAGUAUAUUCCAUUGCAAUCGAUUGCCACACAUUCUUGAAAGAUCUCUUCCUCCUCAGCCAGUACGAAAUAAAGAUGUAAUAGAUCAGCUAGUGGUAAGAACGUUCGACGAUAAUAUUAAAUUUACUGAAGAAGUAAUUGAUUUAGAAAACGAAGGAAAAGAUACUAAAGAUCCAAUCGUAGUAGAUAUCGUUAACACCCCGACAUCUCCUAAAUUAUCUUUGAAUUUGACUAAAGACUUAAACAUGGUGAAUAAAGAUGAAAACGAGAUACUGAAUAAAUCAAUAUAUAAUUUAUUUGGAAUGGGCAGCAACUCGAAUAACUCCAUCAACUCCGACGUUUCUCAAAGUGGAAAAUUAUCUUUAAGCGAUAGUUGUAAUGAUAAUGCAAGCACAAUGUUAUUUGGCAACUUGGAUGACGUCGACGUGUCAGUAAUGGCUGUUUCUAACAGUGACGCUGCAAAUAAAAUUUUGUUAGAUAAGAACGAAGAUGCUAGCAUUGUCUCUGACAGUGCUAUCGAACCUUUGGAACCUUCGACUGGAACAUUUGACUCCACUGACGAGUUCGUGAAUAUCAAUUUACUUGACAAUCCCGAUUUCCUCAAGAACGUUAAUAGUUGUUCAAGCGAUGUUACAAAUAACACAACUGUAAAUGAAAGUAAAGCAGAAGACAGUGAUAUUGAAAUUGUAGAUAUUGAUGACGCAGGGACAGUUCUAACGAAGGAUGAUAAAUCUGAUUUAAAGAAAAUAGAUAACUUCGAGGAAAAAGCGAAGGUAGACCCACAAGAAAAUGACAAGAAGGAGCAGUUGGACAGCAACGUUGAAAAUGUAAACGCAUCUACCGAUGUUACUAAAAAUUCUAGUAAUAAUAGCCCCGUUAAAAAAUCAGAUAAGCCAAUGACACUAGAAGAUAUCAAAGACACAGGUUUUAUAGGGACAAAGUUGUACAGAUGUGGCUAUGAAUCAUGUGAUUAUGGUGCACAGACUGCAAGUACUUUAAGGGUGCAUAUAAAAGAAUGCGCAUCGCGCGGUCCUAAUAAAUGCUUGAAUUGUGUUCACUGCAAUAAACGUUUCAUCAAAGUUGGAUUUCUACUGGAGCACUUGAAGUCUCAUGGGUUGAAACGAUUUGGUUGCUCACUGUGUAAGAUGAGAUGCACAGUUGGUUACCAAGCGAUAGCACACAUGAAAAUGAAACAUAAAUAUGCUUACAGUAAAUUGGUUCCAGCUGAUCCAAAGAAUCCAUCUGUAGAUGGUCUUUUUAUUGUACAACCUGUUUUUCAAAGUGGCGAACGAAAGGGAAAGAAACGUAAAAGUACAAAGUCUGCGGACAAAGAAGGUGAAAAGGUAUCUACAGAUCUGGAGAAAUUUUCUUUCGGUCCUGACGAAAUAGACUCUCUACCUCUGCAAGCCAUAUACAUUCGUGCAGUACAAUGUGCCGUAUGUCCAUACACGACAAAAGUUCGGACGAACAUUAUAAGACAUUUGCGAUUGCACGCGAUAGACGAAAGCGUACCAGAGAGCGGCCCUGUUAAUCCUGUGCCUUGUUUAGAUAAGAAAGAACGAAUGUUUGAUAAAAUGGUGAAUUUGGCAAGUAGCUCUCAUCAGAAUGGCCGGAUGGGAGGGAAACCAAAGGAACCUGUUAAAGAUAACGACGAUGAAUUCAUUCCAAAAUUUGUACCAGAACAUAAGAGAUACGUGUGCGGUGUAGCUGAAUGUAAUUAUUUAACGGUCGAUGAAGCGAUGUUAAGGUGCCAUUUAAAGGCUUUGCACUCUGAAGAACAAUAUUUUCGAUGUCCUCAUUGUCCGCAACCUCCUCCAGGUCAAGAAGGAUUAAACAUAGCGAUCGAUAAAAUGGCUGUUCAUUUGAAAAUGCAUGAUACAAGACUUUACAAAUGUUCUCACUGCAAUCACCACCAUUAUCAUAGGCACGUUGUGGAGAGACAUCUUUCUGACAAGCACCCUGAGAAAAGACCCUUUGUCAAGGUAAUCAGAGAGUUGGAAAACACAGAGAAUAAUCAGCAGUCUGUGCAAGAAGAGGUCGAAGAACAAGCACCUGACCCAGAUGGAAAUCACUGGAAAUGUAAUAUCUGCGACUAUAAAUGCGUCUACAAGGCAGAAAUGGUUAAUCAUGCUACUGUAACGCAUGAUGAAAAAUGUCAGUACAAGUGCAAUUUGUGUUCAUUUAAAACCAGUGGAAAAAUUAUGUUCGACCAACAUAUCAAUAGCAAACACCCUAACGAUGCGAACGUAGACUAUAUUCUGAUGUACCAGAGGAUAAAAGGUGUUAAUAAGAAAAGUGCAGAUAACAUUGAGCAAGGUGGACAAGAUGAACCGUUUGACACUACUCCUCUGUGGAGAAGAGACAUGCCUCGUAUUAGACACAUACGUGGAAUUCUUUUGGAAGAGGAAGAUGAAGGAUCAACGGAGUCUUCGUUAAAAGCAGGAAAACGAAAGAGCGAUUCAGAUUUGGCAGCCGUUAAGCCGGCUAAGAUAAAACCAGGAAAGUCGAGUUCCCUAGAUGAUUCGAAACAAUUGAAGGACAAAUGUAAACGGACACUUUUCGGUGAUAAGGCAGAUGCAGAAAAUGUGAAAGACACUUCUGCAGCAAUUGAUAAAAAUAAAGAAGCGAAAACUAAAUUGAUUGAAGAUAAUGACUCCAAUGAUUCGGAUGUUGGUAGAUUUGGCCCUUAUGGAAAAUCUGAUGGUAACAUGUACGUUUGCACUUUGUGCACGCAGUUUAAAUCCAAAUACAAACAUGAUAUGAGAGAUCAUCUUUUUAGGGAGUUAAAUUAUGCGAGGUGGCACUGUCAAGAAUGUGGAUAUUUAUCUGUCAAUCGUAAUGCGUUGUUUAAACAUUUUGCUAAACAUCAUAAUGGAGAACGUCCUAAUCACGAGCCAUUAUCACCGGACGAUGAUAUCGAAGAAUGGGUUGGCACACUAUUGAAGAGACAAACACUUAUGAUAAAAGAAUUUUUAUCUAAGCAAAAUGCAAAUAAUACAGACACACCUGUAGUCGUAAACACUUCUGGAAGUGAUAAUAAAUCAUCCCCCAAUAAAAUUACUCAAAAUACUGUAACUAAAACUUCAAAGAACACAAAUCUUGCUGGUAAAUCUCCAAAUACAAAAGACAGCAAAGUUCAAAAUGUUGAAGUCAAUUUAAAUGUACAAGAUGAAAAUGUUAAAGAUAACGACAGUCUCAUCAUCGAUAUGGGAGACGACAAAGAGAAAACGGAAAAAACAACUGAAUCCGAUAAAGCUGGAGCAGAGGACGAGCGAGAAAAAACGUACGUUUGUAAAUACUGUAAGAUGACAUUCAAUCGGUGGCAAGGCUAUAACUUACACGUUCAAUACGCCCAUUUAAAGCGACUUGGAUUCAAAUGUCCUUACUGUGAUCGCACCACAAAGUGUGAAAAGUUAAUGCUGCAACAUAUGCGUCUGAAACACCGCAACUGUCCCGAGAAACUGAUUCAAAAUCUAUCCGAGACCGAAUACGGGUUUCCAAAAAGAUCCAAAAAACGUAAGAGGAAAAUAAGUGACGAGAAAGUUCCCGAUCACGAUGCGACUCAAGAACAGGCUAACAAUUCCGAAACACAGGAGAAAUGUAAUAUAUGCAGUUUUACCGCGAUGAAUUUAACAGGUUUGAGAGCACACAUGCGAAUACACUCGCCAAAGAACACGUUGAAGUGUUCGUAUUGCACGUUUGCUGCAUCGACAAAGACAGAUCUUUGGGAACAUUGGAAACAAAACCAUCCGUUUUCACCGUUCAAAUCCGAGGACAUACCGACUUCUGAAUCAUUAGGAGAUUCCGAAAAUGUUAAAGAGGAUAAUAAAUCUUUCUCUGAUGACUAUAACGAUGACAUAGAGGAGGAACAGAUUUCUGAUUCAACGGACGAUGAGAUAGGCUACUGUUGUUUCUAUUGCAGCUUCCGUAGCAGAUCUUUGGAUAUGGUUCAAAAUCACUGGACUUUGGUGCACAGUGAAUCGAAAUUAGAAAAUGACAGUUUAAAAUUGAAGUCAAAUUGUCCAUUUAGGUACAAAAAAAUACAUUUGUUAUCAGAGAAGCCAAUUGUGAAAGCUCAGUGUUCUAAAACGGAAACGGAAACUCCAUAUGAACUGUAUUUGCAACAAUCGCACGACGAUGUACAAAUAAUAGAAGCGUCGGGAACGAAGGACGGUUGGAUUUGUCAGUGGUGUAACGAACUGUGCGAUUCUGAAGUUAAGAUAAAAACACAUCACAGUAUGUUCCAUUCGCAUUUGCCGUUGAACUUUAAAAAACAAGAUAGGACUAGGAUGCUUAAGGGAUACACGUGUCCUGAGUGCUCAUUCACGACAACGUUUAUAAACGUGAUGAAAAGCCAUGUAUCCAAGCAUAUCAAUCUUCUGAAAUGUAAAUAUUGUGAUAAAACCUUCAGUUCUGCUUCUCAAGUGUCUUCGCAUAAUGCUGAGGAACAUCCAGACAUGGAAUUAAAGAUAGAAAGUAUACAGAAUUAUGAGGCACAGUUGGAAAGUAUUAUGGCUAAAGUUAAAUGGCAGAAAUCGAGUUCACAAGAUCAGGUUGAAGUUUCGAUCGAACCAGCGAAGAGUCAUGCGGUGGCUAGAAAGUCUACGACUAAAAAUUCUAUUCGACCCAAUCUUAUAUCGUACAAGAUAAAGGCAGUCGCUCGAAAAUCGACUAAUCCACAUUCGAGAUAUCUUUUUAAUAAUAAAAUGAACGAUCAGCAACAGUCGGUACAAUGUAAAGGAUUUUCAUAUUAUGGCCUUCCUAGAAUACCUGUUAAUUUAGCAAAGUUAAAUACGUACAUGGUAGUUGGAGGCCAUCGGAUGAAAGUGAAUUGUACUACUCUGGCACAGUUAAUCAACAUCAACCCAAAAAUAAUACUACAAGAUGUUAAGUAUGAUAUCAAAAAUAUGGCAACCAUUAAAAAGUUGAAAUAGUUUUUGGAGAUGCGAAGGAAAACGUUAUUUACUGUUGAAAGCAAAUAAUUUACACUUAGGAUUUAAUUUGACAUUAUGAUGUAUAAAUAUUUAUUGUACACAAUCACUGAUAUAAUGGUUCACAUUAACCAAAGCAUAUGUGGUAUUAUGUGCUUUUCUGUAACAUUAUAUGUAGAAGACGUAUUAAUGAAUUUUUAUAAAAUUCAUUGUUUCUUUUUGUAUUGUAAUGCAAGGCGUACAUAUAAGAAAAGGCAUCAUAAUUGAUUGUUCAAUGAUCGUACAUUGUGCCUAUAUUCUUCUAGUGUAUAUUUAGAAAUUUUUAAAUACAAAAGAGAAGUAAUUUAUAAUUGUCAUAAAAUUGCAUUGUCCUUUUACGUAUUGACUUACUGGAAAAUUGGAGUUAUUUUAAUUGGAUAAAAAAGUGGACAGUUCUUGUUUUCACGUUGAUAUUUUAACAGUGUAUCACUGAUUUAUGUAUAAUUGUACAUUAUUAUUAAAGGUUAUACAUCGUACGUUAUACAACAAUGUCAAUGUUGUAUAUGAAAUGUUGCCAGCGUAUAAAGAAUUUUGAUUAAGAUUGUUAAAACAGAUAACCUACCAUGCAACGCUAUAUGCUGAGAGAAAACAUUUUUUAAAAUCAAAAUGCAGUAUUAUAGCAUAAUUAUCUUGAGUAUAUCAAUAUUCAUCAGCUAUGUGUUUUGAGAAAAGAAAUAUUAGGGGUAUUUAUUUUUUACUAUAUAAUGUUUGAUGAUACAGCACUUUUAUUUUAUUGAUCAUUGGUUUUCAAAUUUUAACACGAAAUCUUUCAAAACGUCUAACAAAAUUGAAGACGUAUAUAAUUAUCAAUAAUCAAUUGUUAAGGAUGAUGUAUAGAUACAUACAAUGUGUAUGUGCAUUAUCCAGUUCUUGUAAAUGUUAACUAUUGUUAACAUUAAUGAUAUUAUUGCGUUAUGUUUUAUUCCGAAUCGAUAAUACUAAGUUUUAAAAAUAAUAAUACACGAGUACAAGUAUCACCGUUUAGUUAUGAGCAUCAGUGAAAAUAAAUUUUGCGUAUUAUAUUAUACACAAUACAUAUUACCCCGAAAUAGUGUACGCGUGUGUAAAAUUAUUAAUACUUUGUUGUAUUCUUUUCACUUCUUAUGUGUAUGUUUAAAUUGAUCCGUUUAACAUCGAAAUUAACAUAGUAGAUGAACGAAUUGUAUGAAAAGACUGAGUGUCCUGUGAAGUAAUAAUCUAGUUUAUAAAUGAUUGUAAAUAUCGUGUAAUAUAAAAAUUUCACAUAAAUAUUUUUGAUUUUUAUAAUAAAAGUGGUUAUCAUU